This is a messenger RNA of Chanos chanos (milkfish), 1144 nucleotides long. RefSeq names its product high mobility group box 1b (gene hmgb1b). Gene Ontology annotation, biological process: regulation of transcription by RNA polymerase II. Gene Ontology annotation, cellular component: nucleus. NCBI's taxonomy places the organism in Eukaryota, Metazoa, Chordata, Actinopteri, Gonorynchiformes, Chanidae. Gene Ontology annotation, molecular function: DNA binding. The coding region runs from base 106 to 699 and encodes 197 amino acids. The transcript is spliced from 5 exons. The record is from RefSeq and is a predicted model, not a curated record.
AGGAGCUACAAGCACUUGGAAGACCGCGCAACGGUGUUAUUGUACUUGCCAGUCAUUAUCUACCUUUGCUGCAAAUAGAAGGCUAGGGUUUGACGUAGUGUCAAGAUGGGUAAAGAUCCAAGGAAGCCCAGAGGGAAGAUGUCCUCGUAUGCUUACUUUGUGCAGCACUGUCGUGAAGAGCACAAGAAGAAACAUCCAGAUGCUACUGUCAACUUCUCUGAAUUCUCUAAGAAAUGCUCAGAGCGAUGGAAGACUAUGUCUCCCAAAGAAAAAGGUAAGUUUGAGGAUAUGGCCAAACAGGACAAACUCCGCUACGAAAGAGAGAUGAAGAAUUAUGUCCCACCCAAAGGGGAGAAGAAGAGACGAUUUAAGGAUCCCAAUGCUCCCAAAAGACCACCGUCUGCAUUCUUCAUCUUUUGUGGUGAUCACCGCCCAAAGAUCAAGGGAGAGAAUCCUGGGCUGUCCAUUGGUGACAUUGCUAAGAAACUAGGAGAGAUGUGGAACAGCUCCUCUGCAGAGGUGAAGCAGCCCUAUGAAAAGAAGGCAGCAAAGCUGAAGGAGAAAUAUGACAAGGAUAUUGCUGCCUACCGUACAAAGGGAAUUGCAGGAUUGUCCAAAAAGGCAGCAGCUGAUGACGAAGAGGAGGAGGAUGAUGAUGAGGAGGAGGAAGAGGAGGAGGAGGAAGAGGAUGACGAGUAGAUUAGCUACUGAUGGAGCCUAGAUUCUUGUUCAUGCCAUAAACCCAAUUGUACACGAUUCACAUCUUCAAACGUAAUGCAGCAGAGACAAGAAUUGUUAGGCUGUGUAUAUGAGACGUUUUUAAGAUGUACAGUGUUAUUCUCCUUUUGUAAAGUUAACACUAUGUGUCUUCAGUCCUUUUUUUUUAUUAUUAUUAGUGGUAGUUCUUGCCCGAAACAGUAAGGGGGGGGAUAAUAGCGAGUUGGAAGUAACUGUUUCUCUGAAGGUGCAUAGCACAAUUAUCUGGUUUAUCUGUAGAUCUGUAGUGCAUUAUCAUAUUAGUUUUUAAAACGUUUUUCGUAUUUGCCGUCAUAAGGUCCUUUAACUGUACUUUGAAUACCACUCUAAUUACAAGAAUGCAGCUUUGGUUGACAUUCAAGAAUGUGUCUGAAAUAAACAUUUCUUU